AAUUCAUCUUCAAUGAUGGCGGCGGAAAGCGACAGGAACGCUAAAGGAGUAAAGAAACAGCGCUAUAAAAGCAUGUAUUUGUACCAGUUAGCUGUCAGUUUGAUAGGUGUGGCUGUCGGCGUUUUCCAUCGUGGGCAUGUAUCUACACUGUUCGAAAAUGACCGUCAUUUCUCGCAUUUAUCCGAAAUCGAGAGGGAAAUGUCAUUUCGCACGGAAAUGGGAAUGUAUUACUAUUACUACAAAACGAUCGCGGAAUCGAAAACGUUCAUGGACGGUCUGAGAAAAAUCACACACGAUAACAUUUCGGAGUACGGAAAUGUUAUUGACGCGACUAAAAAGUAUAGCUUGUUGCCAGAGGUACUAGCCGGAUACCUUUAUCACUGUGCCAAGAGUAUGGGAAUCAUUUCCAUAGAGCAGUGUUGGCAAGUAGAACGAGGAGAAGGUCUGAGACCUGUAACCAGCUGCGAAGGCUUAGGUGUACCCAUUUAUUUUUACUUAGAGGUUGUGUGGUACUGCACAAUGUUCACUGUGGUUAUACUAUUCUAUUAUGCUAUAGUUCUGGGCAAUAGCAUAAAGAGCGGAAUCAUAGCUACGCUAUUUUUCUUUUACAAUCAUAACGAAUGCACCAGAGUGCAAUGGACUCCGCCGUUGCGUGAAAGUUUCGCAUACCCUAUACUGCUCUUUCAAAUGUACAGUACGACUGUGAUUCUUAGGCAAAGUACUACUCCAGGUUCUGACACGGAUGCUCUGAUGAGAAUGGGUGUAUCCACGAUAAUCAGUCUAUGCUGUUGGCAAUUUUCUCAAUUUGUGUUCACCACACAGAUCAUAGCUUUAUUGAUAUUAAAAUGGAUGAAGAUAAUCUCAAAUGAUCUCUAUAUAUGCAUUUGCGUAAUUCAGGGUUCAAGUGCCGCGUUAGCGAUGAAUGUAGUGGACAGAAAUCCCUUACUCUACUCUUUGUAUUUCUGUCUUUUGUUCACUAGCUGCUUUUUGAGUUUCGCCAUUAAAUUCUCCAAAUUCAUGAAUACAAAAGUACAAACGAUCUUAGAAAUUGUUCUCACAAUCGUCUGUACAACAGUAUUGAAAUCCGAUUUCUCCAUCAUUUGCGAGGACGACGCGCACGUGUUCAAUUUACUCAAGUCAAAGCUGACCGAUUACAAGGAUUUCCACACGAUGCUGUACACCUGCUCCGCAGAGUUCGACUUCUUACAGUACAGAAGUUACGAGACGAUCGUGAAGACGUUGCUGUUGCCAUGUGCCGUACUCGCCGGAAUGUUGGCGCUCUAUUUUUGGUACAGAAACUAUCAAAUCAAAGGAUACCCGAAAUGCAUAGACGCGGAUUUAGCGUACAACGGCCUGCAGACUGGAGCGUUCAUCAUCAUGGCGAUAUUUAUCAUGAGACUGAAACUCUUCAUGAAUCCGCAUCUCUGUAUAAUUGCCGGCACGGUUUGCUCUAACAGGUACCUGGAGAAAUUUGGUUUGAAAAAUGAGAUGAUGAAGACUGCGGUUACUGUUCUAUUGAUAUCAGCAAUGUCUUAUCACGGUUUGGAGAAACUUCAAGAAGAAAGAAGCAUUAUAGGUGAAUACAGCAACAUCGAACAAGAAGAAUUAUUCGAAUGGAUAAAAAGCAACACACCUGAGCACGCUGUGUUCGCGGGAAAGAUGUCUUUGAUGGCUAAUUUAAUGCUCUCCACUGGAAGGCCCAUAGUCAAUAACCCCUAUUACGAGAGCAAGGAGAUGAGAGACCGGACGAUGAAGGUCUACGAGAUCUUCAGUAGAAAAGAUGCAGCAUCCGUGUAUUUCAAUCUGAGGAACAUGCACGUGGGAUACGUGGUGCUGGAGAAAUCACUAUGUUUUGGCUCCGCGAAUUUACAAAUUGGAUGCCAAAUGAUCGAUCUCUGGGACAUGGUCGACAAUGGAACCGCGAAAUCCGCUGGGAAGUUACCCCUCUGUCCGUUGUUGUUCCGUGGAAACGCUUACCCCUUCAAGAGGGCCUUUGUAAAUAAUCGUUACGUCGUUUUGCAGCUCGAUUACUCUUACUACGUCGAAGUGAAACCAAAGACUUCCAUUCCUCUUCAUUAUCAAUCUUAAAAUCAUUUCUUGUGUUCGUGCGACAAAUCGAUGAUACCUCGCGAGAAGAUACUUUUCCCAAAAGUUGUAUAUGAGAGAGAGAUAUAUAUAUAUUUCUUUGAAAAGAAUGACUGGAGUGCGCCAGAGUUGUUGGCAGUGAAAUUUGAAUAAAGGGUUAGAGUACCUAUGCGUCCCUA
Molecule: messenger RNA, 2264 nt
Organism: Osmia bicornis bicornis
Lineage: Eukaryota; Metazoa; Arthropoda; Insecta; Hymenoptera; Megachilidae
Product: probable C-mannosyltransferase DPY19L1
Exons: 9
Coding region: 13-2088 (691 amino acids)
Cellular component (GO): nuclear inner membrane
Molecular function (GO): mannosyltransferase activity
Source: RefSeq, a predicted model, not a curated record